ACAUGCCCUUUCGCAAAUUUAAGAGUGUCUCCUCCAUGACUGUAUAGCCCUCAUUUAUCACAAGUGAAAACUGAUCCUCUAAAUUUCAACAUGAACCUUUCAAGCCAAAUAACUAAUGUGUAAAUCACACUAAAAAGACUACUAAUCUACCAUUUCUUCCCUCCACUUUGGGCGUGACAGUUCUUCGAUCAAAGAUAUACCUUUUGUUUUUAAGUAAUCAACACACUAGGGUUGCCUGAAAAUUCAGCAAGAACGUCCGGUUAUGUAACCAUUGUUUUUGCUUACCUUUUUAAUGUCAAUUUCACACACAAAAAGAAGCAAAUUUAGGCAGCAUCGCUGUCAGAAUUUGCAGCAAGCAUAUGCCUUGAGAAUAAAACUCUUAGCCAUGUCAGAAAGCGAGUGCUCAUCACCUCACAGCCAAUCCAACCCAACCAUCCCACACGCAACGCCAACCCUUUCUUCUUCCUCGCGACGAUCGGGCGCGGGUCGCCUCCGCCGGCGUCGCGCGGCGCGCGUGACAUUGUGCUGUUGUUGUUGCUGCGGGUGAAGCCUUGCUCGGUGUCAAGCUUGAUCGGUCGAACAGGUGGCGUCGGCAAUGGCGGCUGCGGCUGCGGAGGCGGCGGAGUCCAUGUUCUUGCCGUUCUUGGCGAUGUUCGCGGCUGUAUACCUCACCGGGUACUUGGUCGUGUUCCGGCGGUGGGGCGGCGCGCAGAGGGCGGAGGCGUCGAGCUGCUUCGCGUCGCUGUUCCACGGCACGCCGGCGGCGGCGCUCGCGCUCCGCGCCGUGCUGUCCAACCCGCGCGGCCGCGUCGCCGGCGACCUUGCGGCGCCCAACACGCGUGCCGACGACCUCGCCCUCGACUUCAGCACGGCAUACUUCGCCGUCGACUUGGCGCACUACCUCGUCUUCCUCCCCGGCGAGGCCCUCUUCGUGGCGCACCACCUUGCCACGCUCUACGUGCUCGCCACCUGCCGCGCCGCGGCGCGGCGGGGCGCCUACGCGCUGCUGGCCAUGGAGGUGCUCGCCGAGGCCACCAGCCUGGCGCAGAACCUGUGGACGCUCGCCGGCAUGCGGCGCGCGGGCUCGCCGGCGGCCGCCGCGGCGCACGCGAGGCUGUCGCUCCCGUUCUACGUCGCGUACACGGCCAUGAGGGCGGUGCUCGCGCCGGCGUGGUUCGCGAGGAUGGUGCGGUUCUACUACGCGGCGGACGGCGCCGGGGAGGCGUUGCCGGCGUGGGCGCGGGCGUCGUGGACGGUGGUGAUCGGCGCCGGGAUAGCGGUGAGCGUGCUCUGGGUGAGCAACCUGUGGGUGGCAUUCUUCAGAGAUUGGAGAGAGGAGCGUAGAAAGGAGCAUUGACCAUAAGGAGGAGCAUGUCCAUCCACGUGUAAUUUAGGGUCAAUUCUAGAUCAUCAAAAAGAACUAAGUUUCUAGAUCAUCAAAAUGAACUAAGUUUUAUUUUAAUAAAAUUUAGUUUAUUUAGUAUAACUAAAGUUAACUCUAAAAUAUCCGUGGAUCGAUCCAUAGCUAUCUCUAAUUGACCACAUUUCCUGAAUUGAAUUGAACCAUCGAGUUCAUGAGCGGUUGACACG
Messenger RNA from Oryza brachyantha (malo sina), 1590 nucleotides. Its product is annotated as TLC domain-containing protein At5g14285-like. The transcript has a single exon. The record is from RefSeq and is a predicted model, not a curated record. Lineage: Eukaryota; Viridiplantae; Streptophyta; Magnoliopsida; Poales; Poaceae. Bases 596 to 1357 code for a protein of 253 amino acids. Gene Ontology annotation, cellular component: membrane.